Mesorhabditis spiculigera is the source of this 2925-nucleotide messenger RNA. The record is from the annotation of a GenBank genome assembly. Lineage: Eukaryota; Metazoa; Nematoda; Chromadorea; Rhabditida; Rhabditidae.
AUGGAUUUGAGCUCCAGGAUGGAGGCCGAGAAGGAGCUCGGGCGCAUGGGAGCCGAGCAGCUGCGACGAGAACAAAUGGCGAUCACAUACGAUCUGGAGCGGCUACAGGCUCAAAUCGGAGAUCUUGCCUUCAACAAUUACCGCACAUACGCCAACGCAAGCCGCACGACCCAGCAAUGCCAGCAAACGUUUUCCGAGAUCAACGGGAUACUCGGGGAUAUGGGAAAGCAACUACCAAAUGUUGGAAAAGAGUUUCGCAAUUUCAUCGAGGUGUCAAAGCAAACGCGCCGGGAAUGUGAACUGCUUGAAUCGGCAUCUGCAGUGGAUUGGCCCACAAAGAAAAUUUUGGAGAUGCCAGAGUUGAUGGAUUUGUGCAUUCGCACCGGCUCGUAUGACGCGGCUUAUGCGUUGACGAACUUUGGUAUUGGCCUCCAGCAAAGCCUGCUUACAAUGGCCGACGGCGCGUAUAAAACGUUGUUCACGGCUGUUGCUGAUCGGUUGAUCUCUGCUCGCUCAUUCCUCUUGGAGGAGCUCUUCAACAAGUUUGCCGGUCCGUUGGAUUUGUCGGAUUCGAUGCAGGUCGUAAAAAAUGUGCGCAAGAUUCCCUAUUUGACGAACCCGCAGCUGCGAGUAUCGGUGUUGCAGUAUCGCGAUAUUUACCUCGACAAACAGAUACUUGAUGCUUCGUCAAAUGCUGAAUUUACGCUCCAAGCAAUUGAGAUCUAUCGCACUUGCAUGUACGAUACGAUGGUCCUGUACAUGGCGGUUUUCCCGGAGAACGAGGUGGUUCGUCGUGACGCUAGCGUGGAUCCGCGUUGGGAAAACUGGCCAGCCAGCGGUCGUUCGGCAGUGCUGUCUGAAUGGGCCAUCCGAAAUGUGCAUCGCCUGCUAGAGCUGAUCGAGAGGGCUGACAUGAAGGCCCAAGUGGACAUGUCGGCAGUCUGGAACAAGUUGAUGGCGUUCGGCGCCUCGUUCGGGCGCAUGGGCCUUGAUUUUCGGCCAUUAAUCGUCGAUUCGAUGAUGAGCAUGGUGAAGAAGCGGUUCAGCAACGCCGUCAGGCACGUCACUCAAAAGCUGGUAAAUGAAGUGAAGCGUCUCGACGUCCACGGAGGUGACAGUACCUGGGGAGGGCCAAACGCACCAAAUGAAUCUACCGCUGGCCCACCACAACCAUCAGCCGAGCUGUCGAUGUGCGACGAUUUCGCCGUGUACGGCAACGGCAUCAUUGAGGCGUUGAAUAACCUUCGCUACUCCCUUAGCCCGGCAUUGCUACCGUUUGUGCUCCAGACCUUGCGAGAAUCGCUGUUGUCUGUGUUCUCCUGGCUGGCCGCGUACAAAACGUCAGCCCAUUUUGCGAGAGCUGUCCGCAUCUUGGCAGUCCAUCUCAUCGAUUUCCUCAAUAAGUGUAUCAUUUUCUACUUUCCGUAUUCGACGGUGCAGCGGUUGUACGGGUCCUCUUUCCCGCGUCACGAAUACGAGUCGGCAUGCGAUUUGAAUGUGCGAAAAUUACUGGAUGAGUGCGACGGUGGCGCUGGGAUGAAGGAGGUGUUGCGCGCCGAGCUUGAGCCCCCGAAGGUUGAAGACGAUGUUUUGGAGAGUCUGCUGGCGAAGCACGGCAACGGACCGCUCGAUAAUAAUAAUGACGGUGUUGUUACGAUUCCACUGGGAUCGGCUAUGAAUGGCAUUGAAGAGACAAACGCCCCUUCUGCACAAUCGACGCAGCAAUCCGCGAGUGUUGAGGAAACCCUGAAUUCGACGGCUUUGUCGGCUUCAGAAAGUUACGAAAGCUCGACGGCUUUAGCUGCUUCGGAAGGAUUUGGCGGAUCAACAGCUCUAACUGCUUCUCAAAGCGCUGAGGGAUCGACGGCUCUUUCUGCUUCGGACAGCUUUGCUGGGUCCACCGCACUGGCUGCUUCGGAAAGUGCGGAAGCAUCGACGGCUUUGUCGGCUUCAGAAAGCUUUGGAGGGUCUACAGCUCUAACUGCUUCGGAAAGUGCCGAAGGAUCUACUGCCCUGUCUGCUUCAGAAAAUACAGGAGGAGCACCAGCCUCUUCCACAUCGGACCACAGUCCCGUCGAAAUACUCUUCAGCACCGAGAGCACGCCCUCCGACCAUGUAUCCUCACCACCAACCGAUGACGUCCCCGCCAUCUACGAGGAAGAGGAUUAUAACGUCCAUCGCUUCCAAACGCUGUCCACGGUCCCGGAAGUGACCGAGCCGCACACCAUCUCACAACCAACGGCUUCACCGGGUGAUGCGAAGACGGAAUCUUUGGAUGGACCUCCUCUUUCCACGAUCAGCUCCCAUUUGAGCGAGGAAAUGAAUCAACCGUCGUCUUAUACCAGUAAUACCGAGUCUAUCAUCGAAGUACCCAGUGUUGAUUCGUUGGUCGUUGGACCGACACAGGCUUCAUCCCAGGCCGACACCGACGUCGAGGCAGUCUCACCGGUUCAACGAUUCGCAACUGAUUCUACGGCGAUUUCAGAGUUGGAGCCCGUGGUGUCGUCAGGCCAUUCCGAUGUUGUAGGAUUCGACACCGAUUCUACGCGCCUCUCCUCGAUGGAUGUUGCCAACACGACUGCGGCCAGCCUCUCGACCGCCGAUAUAUUUACGGAUCCUUUCGAGACCGCUCCCUCUAGCGCUCGUGGCGAAGACGUGAGAACGGCAGAAACUUACACUACGGCUAACUCGACUUCUUUGGAGCUCCUCGGACCCUCAAUCGCCAAUUCUGCAGCUCCCGAGCCCACGCAACCGACCGAGACCGAGGAAGAGCCGUCGAGCCAGGGCUGGGGAUGGGGUGAUGAAGAAGCGGACGACGUCGAGUCAUCUGAUGUAGCCACCGCUGCCGAGGUGGAAAUUUCAAGCGAGGAGGAAGAACCUGCUCCAGCCGUCCCUGUGCCCAAGAAGAAGGGCGGCAAGGCUGAC